Aphanomyces astaci is the source of this 3012-nucleotide messenger RNA. Its product is annotated as translation elongation factor G. NCBI's taxonomy places the organism in Eukaryota, Oomycota, Saprolegniomycetes, Saprolegniales, Verrucalvaceae. The record is from RefSeq and is a predicted model, not a curated record. The coding region runs from base 35 to 2341 and encodes 768 amino acids. Gene Ontology annotation, cellular component: mitochondrion. The transcript has 14 exons. Gene Ontology annotation, biological process: mitochondrial translation; translational elongation; ribosome disassembly. Gene Ontology annotation, molecular function: translation elongation factor activity; GTPase activity; GTP binding.
UGUCAAGUCAAAACCAUUGAACUCGAGUUGAACAAUGAUUCGCACAUGGUGGCGCGGCGUACGCCAGGAGUCUGCAAGGACAGCGGCGACGCGGCAUUGGUCUAGGGUAAUGGGAUGCUCGUACUCGACAGAAGCAGCAACGGACAUCACGAAGAUCCGCAACAUUGGCAUCUUGGCGCACAUCGACGCGGGCAAGACGACCACCACCGAACGGAUGCUGUUCUACUCCGGCGCGAUCAAGCGCAUGGGGGAAGUCCACGACGGAGACACCACCAUGGACUUCAUGCCACAGGAGCGCGAACGCGGCAUCACGAUCGGGUCGGCAGCCAUUUCGUUCCCAUGGAAAGGGCACCACAUCAACUUGAUCGACACCCCAGGCCACGUCGACUUUACGAUCGAAGUGGAGCGCGCUGUGCGAGUGCUGGACGGCGCGGUCGCAGUGUUUGACGGCGUGGCGGGCGUCGAAGCUCAAACCGAAACAGUGUGGGAACAAGCGGACCGAUAUAAGGUUCCCCGCAUUGCAUUUAUCAACAAAUUGGAUCGUGAAGGCGCGUCGUUUGACCGAACGGUGGGGAUGAUUGAAACACGAUUCAAUGUGACUGUGCUGGCCAUUCAAUUGCCCAUGGGUGAAAACGCAGACUUUCACGGGGUUGUGGAUCUCUUGACGAUGGAAAUGUUGACGUGGAGUGACACCGAAGGCCAAACAAUUCGACGGUUGCCGUUGGUCCCAGGAGCGUCCAACGAAUCCAUGCAACAAUUGUAUAACAAUGCGUCGGCCGCUCGCCAAAGUUUGAUUGAAAAAGCGUCGGAUUUUGAUGAAAUAUUGGCGGAUUUGUUCUUGUCGGAAGAACCCAUCGAUGCAGCCACGUUGCAAGCGGCGUUGCGGCGUAUUACUGUGGCCAAGCCGGACGACCACCCCAAAGCCGUCGUGGCGCUGUGUGGCAGUGCGCUAAAAAACAAAGGCGUUCAGCCCUUGCUGGACGCUGUGAUCGACUACUUGCCGUCUCCAGUGGACCCCAGCUGUUCUCCGUUUGAGACGUCCGUGAUUCAAAGAGACAAGUCGGUUCGAUCGUUGGCAGUCGACGCCACAGCGUCUGGGCCGUUGAGUGUGUUGGCCUUUAAGGUAAAACACGACCGCCAACGCGGUCCGAUUGUGUUUUUCCGCGUCUAUUCUGGCACGUUGCACGCCAAAGCCCAAUUACUCAACACCACAAGAAAUACCAAGGAGCGACUCACUCGGUUGAUGCUGGUGGCUGCCGACGAUUCCGAUGAAGUGGACCAGAUCCAAGCUGGCCACAUUGGCGCAGCUGUGGGCCUCAAGCAUACAUUCACAGGCGAUACAUUGGUGGCAGCUAACGCCUCGGUCAAAACCAUCUUGCCCGGCGUUGGUAUCCCCGCCCCGGUAUUUACGUGCUCGAUCGAGUCGGACUCGCAGAGUCGCCAGAAAGAACUGGACGACGCCCUCGGUCAUUUGCAGCGGGAAGACCCGAGCUUUGUCGUGACCCAGGACCAAGAGACUGGCCAGACGCUGAUGAGCGGUAUGGGGGAACUCCAUCUCGAGAUUCUACAGGACCGAUUGCGCACCGAAUUCAAGCUGGACCCGUCGAUUGGCCACAUGCGCGUGGCGUACCGAGAAACGGUUGGGUCGGCGAUCGCGCACGAGUUUACGUACGACACGGUACUGGGCAGCGAUCGUCAAUUUGCCAAAAUCGCAUUUAAGCUUACGCCUCGCGACGUGGCAAGCUCCAAAGACGACGGCGCCAACCACAUCCGACAUGUGCAACCAGCAGCUGACACGAUCAGAACUACCUCGCUGCCAUUUGCGUUUGUGCAGGCCAUGGAGGACGGCCUGCAGAGUGCCCUCGGUCGAGGACACACUGGCCACCGCCUGGCAUAUCUUGACAUUGAGUUGGAUAUCGGCAAUUGCGCGUUUGAUUCCGACUCGUCUGCGAAUUCCUUCCGCGCGGCGGCGGCGCUCGGCCUUCGCGAAGCAUUAGACAAAGCGGGCUCUGUCCCUCUCGAACCCAUCAUGCUGCUCAACGUCCGAAGCCCGGACCGGUGUGUGGGCGAUAUUUUGUCUGAUUUAAACUCCCACCGUCGCGCCGCUAUCCAGCAAGUACGUGAAAACACAACUCCGAUGACAUCGCACGCAAGGAUGCAGAAUUUGGUGGUGGUUGCUAUUGUUGUUGUAUGUAUGGGUGGGUGGGUACACAACCUGAUGGGUGUAUUUCGCUCGAUAUACAGUGAAGUGGGGAAAAACUCGCAAGAGAUGCACUCGAAUAUAUAUAUUAACGUUUGUAUGGAGUGGACAUAUGGUUGGAAUAGGGCCACGAUGAAAUAGUGUAUUUUUACCAAGGAGAGGUCACGACGACUAUAUCGUUUUGAAUAAUCUGCUUCGAUGAUUAGACUUUUAUCAGAUGAUUAAAGAUAUUGUGAUGUAACUCUUGCGCGUUUUUUUCCAGUUUAUUGUACUUGAUUUGGCUGAAAGGAAUGUAUUUAUGUACGUACGUACGACUGAUAUGGUUGUAUCGAGUGUUGUCGAGAGUGGUUUAUUAUACUGCCAUACCUCGAUAUAAGGACCGAAAUGUGACAGAGUUCACUUUUUUUGCCUCAAGACAUCAUGUUUAUUUUGGAUCGACGGAUUGUGGGUGGAGGAUGCUGCUGGUAGUUUAUAGUUUGGGUGUGGAUGGAAUAUAAUAUUGUUUGAUAUAUAUAUAUUAUUGUGUGGAUGGAAUAUAUUAUUGUUUGAUUUAUAUAUUAUUAUAAUAUUCUAUCGUAGGUGGGCCAGUGUUCGUCACUACGAGUGGGGCGCAGUCGCAUUGAAGCCCAUGUGCCGUUGGCGCACAUGGUCGGCUACGCCACGUCGCUGCGGUCGAAAACGCAAGGAGAAGCCGACUUUUCCAUGCACUUCCUCAAAUACAGUCCCGUCGUGUAGAUAAAAAUAGUCCAGAGUAAUCACGGCAUAAUGCUACUAACUACUACUACUAACUAUUAAUAAUAGUUACAAUACGU